CCAGAUGGAGGCGAAGGUGCACCGCCAGCAUCAGCGGCAUCGCCGCACGGAGGCGCGUCAGCGGCGGCUGGAACGCGAGGCGGCGGCCACGGGCGGACCACCGCCCACCACGCCCGAGCGGGCGGAGGCCUUGGACUGUGCCACCGCCCUCAACGAGGGCGUGACAACGGCGGAUCCCAGCGGCAGUGGCGGCACACCCAGCAGUGCGGGUCGCAUCAGUGCCCAGAGUUCAGCGGACAGCAUCGAGUUGGUCGGUUCACCCAGUCAGACGUCCCAGCAAACGGUGGUCCUGGUCAAUGGGCACAUUCCCCCUGGUCAGGAGGAGGAGGGCGGGCAGGAGGAGUCGCCCCUGGGCGCUGGCAAUCCCCGGGAAUCACCGCCGCUGCCCAAGCAGAGCGAUGGCAGUCGCAACUCCUCCGGCGAUGCGAUGAGCCUGAGGGAAACCCUGCAGCAACUGCCGGCCACCCAUCACCAUCGAUCGAGACGCACUUACUCGCCUGCUGCGGAUCCGGAUGCCUCCUUUCAUCGCGGCAUCCUGGGCUACAUGGACCGGGAACUGAAGCAGAGCUCGCCCACGCCAUCCGCCCCGGCGGGAACCGGAAACGGAAAUGGCAAUGGUAAUGGCAAUGCCACGGGAGCCUCCCGGAAACAGCAAUCCCUGUCCGAUCCUCAGGCCAGUCCCGCCCAGCGAUCCCUGCGCUCGCGGAGCAGCUUCGACAAGAGUCCUCGAAGGAAGCGCAGCAAGUCGGAGUCCCGGAGGCGAAAGGAACGCAAGAUGAUAGCCGCCGGCGAGAUGGAGGUGCGCCAGGCCAACGAGACCCUGAUGCGGUACCUCAAGCAGUGCUCCGACAUGCACGACGCCUCGCUCUCCGGCGAACUGGAGAUCGACCAGAGUCUGGAGGAGCGACGCGUCCACCGGAAGACCAAGUCGCAGAGGGACAAGCGCGGCCAGCUAAUCAGCAAACUGUACUCGGCCGGGGGAAUAUCCUCGAUUCUGAAGGAGCUGGCCGACGACAUUGCUCCCGCCGAGGGCGAGGAGAUCUACAACCCAUUCACGCCGGUGGUCUCGCCCACGGACGAUGCGCCCGCGCACAUCGACAAGAUGUUCCUGCAGACGUCAUCCGGAUAUCGACCCGUGGAGCACAGCUACUACAAGCGCUCCUUCCUGGGCGCCGGUGUCCGUGGAUCCGGCGGAAUCGGAAUGUCGACUUCCGGCGGAGGUGGCGGAGGUCGCCUCGAUGGCAUCUCGGCCGCGGAGUUGGGUGGCGCCGGUCGCCUCUUCCGCUCCAGCGGCAGCCACGCCCACGGCGGUGCCGGAAUGGGCGGAAGUGCUGGCGGCUCGGCGAGUGGGCGUGGCAGCUACGGAGAUACCCGCUGCCUAAUCGAUGCCGACUUCAAUCGCAAUGGCAUCACCAGCAACAUUCAACUAGCCUGUGUAGUUCAACGAAUCUGGCUGCUCAUCUCGAACAUUUGCCACGGCCUGCUAGCCGGUCUAGCCCUGGCCCACCUACUCUUCGUGCUGAGCAGCCACCCCAUGGACUGGGCCAAGGUCAUCAAUGGCAUGAGUCUCGCGGGCGAGACAAUGUCAUCCAGCGCCACCGCCCAACCCCCAUCCGCAGCGACGCCCUCGGCGAUGGACCUCAAUCCUGGCGAUCGGGGAACGGAGUCGAGUGGAUCCCCAUCCCCAUCCUCACCAGCAUCCGGUAGUGGAGGCAGUGACGCCCUGGCCCUGAUAAGCGACUACGCGGGAUUCGCGGAGAUCUACCUGAACACCUUCUACUGCUUGGCCAUAAUCUGUCUGGUUUCUGUAUUCGAUCGCAUGGACAUCUGCCGCUGGAGCUUCUCGAAUGCCAGCGAACUGAUCUCGUUUCGUUGGCUCAUCAUCACCAUGAUCUAUGUGGCGACAAUAAUCCUAACAAUUUGCUCCGAUUCCAUCGACGAGAAGCUGUACCUGUUCAACAACAAUGCCAACAUUACGCUGACGCAACAGGAGAUGCUGAGGAACAGUGUGCAGAGUGUCUGGAGCAGCUUGUCGGUUACGAGGAGCAUUGCCGCCAUAUCGGGAUGGAUUAUGAUCGGACUGACGCCGCAGGAGGACAUGCUGUAUGAGCACCUGGUGGAUCUUACCAAAUAUCAGUUGACAAAUAAUUGAAUUUAAGGCGAACGCGACAUUUCGACUAGUUGUAAAUAGUUUUGUAGUUGAACUCUUAGCAGCUGUUGUUCAGUUAUUGGCUUUUUAUAUGUACGGCAUAAUCGAAACGCAAUAGGACUCUUAAGCUUUAAUGACGUCUCUUAAGGAUUCACAUUGAUGCCCUUCACAGGCCGCUAGAACAAACCAAAUACCCAGAGAAAACCAAUUAUAUGACAACCAAAGAACCCAGUGGUUGACCUUCGAGUUAGUUGACUAAGCAAAUAUAGUAAACGCAGGAUAUAGAUGCAAUAUAACGAUGGAAAAGUAUGAAAUACCUAUAUUUACCAGAUAGAUGUAUCCAUGUACUUAUGCAUAUAUACAAUAUGUUACCUAUAUAGAUAUACACAUAGCUAUACGCAUGCUGAUAUACAUUAUAUACGCGAAUAUAGAAAUAUUUACAAAGUACUUGAAAUAAUUUUUCUUACACAUAUCGUCUAAAGAAACGGAACCCCUUGUUUAUUCAUCGUUGCGGCAAUUUUACAGCAAAAGGCUUCCCCAAUUAGAUCCUCAGUCGAUAAGCAUUGACUGUAUUAAUAAUAAUUUAAGCAGGUGUAAUUUGUAUAAAGUUUUGCUAUGCAGCAAACAGAAGUGU
This is a messenger RNA of Drosophila takahashii, 2783 nucleotides long. RefSeq lists its product as uncharacterized. Gene Ontology annotation, cellular component: ciliary transition zone. The record is from RefSeq and is a predicted model, not a curated record. Gene Ontology annotation, biological process: cilium assembly. Lineage: Eukaryota; Metazoa; Arthropoda; Insecta; Diptera; Drosophilidae.